Rattus rattus (black rat) is the source of this 2296-nucleotide messenger RNA. RefSeq names its product SDS3 homolog, SIN3A corepressor complex component (gene Suds3). Lineage: Eukaryota; Metazoa; Chordata; Mammalia; Rodentia; Muridae. Gene Ontology annotation, molecular function: histone deacetylase binding. The transcript is spliced from 13 exons. The coding region runs from base 148 to 1146 and encodes 332 amino acids. Gene Ontology annotation, biological process: negative regulation of transcription by RNA polymerase II. The record is from RefSeq and is a predicted model, not a curated record. Gene Ontology annotation, cellular component: Sin3-type complex.
CCCAGCGCGGGCGCCGGGGGCGGAGCUCGGCGCCGAGGCAGACCGGGUGUCCGAGGCUCCGGCUGCGCGAGGUGGGGGCUGUCCGGGGCGCAGCCAGGCGGCCGCGAUCUCCGCGGGACACGCUCCGCUGCGGCCCGAGGCGGCGACAUGAGCGCCGCGGGGCUGCUGGCUCCGGCGCCCGCUCCGGCUGCAGCGCCGCCCGCCCCGGAGUACUACCCCGAGGACGACGAGGAGCUGGAGAGCGUCGAGGACGACGAGCGCAGCUGCCGGGGCCGAGAGUCCGACGAAGACACUGAGGAUGCCAGCGAGACCGACCUGGCUAAGCACGAUGAGGAAGACUACGUGGAGAUGAAGGAACAGAUGUACCAGGACAAACUGGCGUCUCUGAAGAGGCAGCUGCAGCAGCUGCAGGAAGGUACGUUACAGGAGUAUCAGAAGAGGAUGAAGAAGCUGGACCAGCAGUACAGAGAGAGGAUCCGGAAUGCAGAACUCUUCCUCCAGCUGGAAACAGAGCAGGUGGAAAGGAAUUACAUUAAGGAGAAGAAGGCGGCUGUGAAAGAGUUUGAGGACAAGAAGGUGGAGCUGAAGGAGAACCUGAUUGCCGAGCUCGAGGAGAAGAAGAAGAUGAUUGAGAAUGAGAAGCUCACGAUGGAGCUCACCGGAGAUUCUAUGGAAGUGAAACCCAUCAUGACCAGAAAAUUACGGAGGCGACCAAACGAUCCUGUCCCCAUUCCAGACAAGAGGAGAAAACCAGCUCCUGCUCAGCUAAACUACUUGUUAACAGACGAGCAGAUCAUGGAAGAUCUGAGAACACUGAACAAGCUUAAGUCACCCAAGAGACCAGCCUCCCCGUCCUCUCCUGAACACUUGCCUGCCACACCUGCAGAGUCUCCAGCACAGAGAUUUGAGGCGCGGAUAGAAGAUGGCAAACUGUAUUAUGAUAAGAGAUGGUACCACAAGAGCCAGGCCAUCUACCUGGAGUCUAAGGACAACCAGAAACUGAGCUGUGUGAUCAGCUCAGUAGGAGCCAAUGAGAUCUGGGUGAGGAAGACCAGCGACAGCACCAAGAUGCGGAUCUACCUGGGCCAGCUGCAGCGCGGGCUCUUCGUGAUCCGCCGGCGAAAAUUCUUAACUUACCGGGACUAGCUCCUUGGCCUGGGACAUGGAGAGCACUGUGGAGUCUUCAGGGCGCUCACGUGGCCGCCACCUCCAUCUCUGUCCACUCUGUCCUGCUCCGCCUCUUCCAGAACUCAGUCACCAGAGACUCUUACUUUCGGAGUCCGGGGUCACCACCUUCCUUGUAUUCCACUCUUGUCCUGUUUUGUUUAUACUUGAUCUUUUUUCCGACCUCCUUGGAGUUUGAAGGGAAGCUGUUUUUAACAAUUAUCUCUAGGUCUCUGAAGAGCAUCGGGUGUGCUUUCCUGCCUGAAUCUGAUUGGCAGAUUGUGUGCCUGCUUCCUACCUUGGGCCCAGAAGCGUGGGGCAGGAGAGUUCUCCUGACUGCUUUUCUUGGAGAAAUAAAUGACACAGAACAUCUCACCUGCUACUCCGCUGACUGACUUCACUCUGGAUACCGCAGCCAGCGGACGGGGCUGGGGGAGGGGCGUGGCAUGCUCACCGCAGGCUGGAGUCACCACUGCAAACAGUCUCCAGCAAACACGAUUUAUUUAGACACCCCGGUCCCUGUUCAGGGUGGAAGAAGUGGCCAUUUCAGAAGUUUGCGUCUGUAACUCCUCUCUCUAGCUCCCAGUGGCUGCAAGUGUUUAUCGUGUGCCCCACUGUGGUGUGGGUUCUCGAUAAGUGGGGUGGCAGAGUGGGUGCCCCAUGUGUGGUCCGUGCCUCACUCCUGAGCUGGACCCACCAUGAUGCUGGGCUGUUCAACACCAUGGAACCCCCAACCUCCCAUGAGGUUUGUCCCGCAUCAGUGACAAGGAGAGCUCUGUCAAAGCUGCAGCCACCACGUCUGUGUGCUGCUUGAGCCCCAGCGAAGCCCCCUGCCUUGGCCCUCUUGCCCCCUGGGCCGGCCAUUGGAGAAAGGACUGGUGCGGCUGAGCAGAGGACUCCUCGGGCUCUAGCUGCCAGCAUGCCGUGGGAAGCGAAGCGGACCAGAGUGCCUGUCACCAGCCCUGGGCUAUCAGUAUACUGUCCACACCUUGUCUUCCUCUUAGCCCCUCGGACUCCAUCGGUGUUGCCCCCUGGUGCCCCAUGGAAGACUGUACAGAACCAUUGUUUAUUUAUAGCCACUCUCCCAUUGGAUUUUUAAGAAAACAGGAUAAACGAUGAUGUUUAUGAAUUA